AUGAAGACCCAAUGUAUGACGUCAUUCGGGAAAACAAAAGGAAUGAAAAAGAAACCAGGAUCCAGCAGCUGCAGCAGCUGCUCCAGGACACCACCUCCUCCAAUUCAGACAGCUCCUCCUCUUCCUCGUCCUCAUCCUCAUCUGACCACCAUCGCAGUAAGAAAAGGAAGAAGAGGAAGGACAAAAAGAAGAAAGACAAGAAGAAGAGAAAAAGGAAACGAAAGCACAAGUCCUCCAAAACCAGCGACUGCUCAGAUUCAGAUUGAGCGCUUGGAACUAUGUGCUACGUACAUUGAACGUAGGAAGAGACCGCAAAUGAAGUAGCAGCAAUGGCAGAUCUCACGCAGUAGUGAAGUGUGUUCUUCAGAGUGCCUCAGUAAGAACGGCAUUCUGGAGGCCUUUCUAAGCCUUUUCUCUGCAGGUUGAACCCCUUAAACUGUAAAUCCACUGCGCAUGACUUCUCCCAGCCAUUUAAUUCUCUCCAGGAUGACGCGUUGCAUUUACAUCGACUCUGUUAGAUCACACACCAUGGGGUCAUAUGGAACAGAUGCCUGAGUAAGUGUGUGUAUAUAUGCCUUGGUGCAUAUGUUUCAAAAAGCAUUAGCCGCAUGGGGAAUGAAUCUAGUCAUAUGAAAUGAGCCCGCUGAUGUAAGAGAUAAAGUUGUUUUACGAGGUAUAGUAAGAUCGCAUGUCAGCAGAUAGAGUAUGUUAUUAAGAGAUUGUAGUUUCCACCAUUUUUUAUCCCUGCUUUUAAAUACUUUGAUUGUAGUGUGGUAAAUGCAGAGAGGUGGGAAAAAAGUCCAAAUUAAAUGUUGCGAGUACAGUAUGAAUUUGUCUUCCACACAAGAUUGAAUGUUUGGAUGCUUGUGACUGUACAUAAAUAUUUUGAGGUUGGAAUAUGCUUAUUUGCUCUGGAGAGAGGAAAAAGCCCACAGAGAUGGGGAAAGAAUGUAUGUGAAUGUGUUCCCUUAUUCUGAGAAUAAAGAUGGUUCCUUUUCUGCAAUGUUUACCCA
Micropterus salmoides (largemouth bass) is the source of this 1013-nucleotide messenger RNA. RefSeq names its product retinitis pigmentosa 9 protein homolog. The transcript is spliced from 2 exons. Lineage: Eukaryota; Metazoa; Chordata; Actinopteri; Centrarchiformes; Centrarchidae. The coding region runs from base 12 to 266 and encodes 84 amino acids. The record is from RefSeq and is a predicted model, not a curated record. Gene Ontology annotation, biological process: RNA splicing.